CUUUAGGGGAACUGUGGUAGAUUGUAGUGGGGAGAGUGAAGAUUCAGAACUCUGGUGGUGGGAAUGGUGUGGAUUCAAACCCCUGUUGACAUGUAAUUCUGCAAUAUAAAAAUAAAAUAAUAAAAAAUAGGAAAGCUUCUAAUUGAAAGGAUGGGAUAUGGAACUCUGGUGGUGGAAAAAUGUAUGGAAUUGUGCCCCUGUUAUCUUAUAAUCUUGUUAAUCAUUAUUAAAUCACUAAUAAUUUUUUUGUUUGGGAGAUACCUAGACCUUAAAUUGAGCUAAUCCACAGAAAAUAUCUCCUACAUGAGAGCUCUCUGUCAAGGCUUAAAGAGGUGACUAUUUUCCCUAACACAAAAAUGGCAAGGAAAAGGAAGGAAGAGAGUAAUAAUUUCCAAGCAAAAGAAAAAAAAGACAAAACUCUAAAAAUAAAAAAACUGCUUUUGACACUCGGCGGCUGUAGGGGCACAGAUCCACUUCCCAGCCUGCUCUUGCCUUGCUCUGCUCUCUUCCUCAACCAUGUCUGUCUGACCAGCCCGAUAUGGCUGAGAUUGAGAAAUUCGGUAAGUCGAAAUUGAAGAAGACAAAAACACAAGAGAAAAAUCCCCUGCCUUCAAAAGAAACAACUGAAUAGAAGCAAGCUGGUGAAUCUUAAUGAGGCAGGCGUCUCCAAUAUACACACUGUA
Messenger RNA from Erinaceus europaeus (western European hedgehog), 683 nucleotides. RefSeq names its product thymosin beta-4-like. Gene Ontology annotation, cellular component: cytoplasm. The record is from RefSeq and is a predicted model, not a curated record. Gene Ontology annotation, molecular function: actin monomer binding. Bases 539 to 631 code for a protein of 30 amino acids. NCBI's taxonomy places the organism in Eukaryota, Metazoa, Chordata, Mammalia, Eulipotyphla, Erinaceidae. The transcript has a single exon. Gene Ontology annotation, biological process: regulation of cell migration; actin filament organization.